AUGACUCUCCUGCCCUCACCCCUCGCUCAGUCCACCUUGGGCGAGAAGUGUGCACUCUACCUGGACCACGUUAGCGACCACCUGCCCGUGUUCCUGCAUUCCCUCCGCCCUCGACUGGACCCGUAUCUGACAUAUUCGGCCACGUCCUUCCGAUCGGUCGCGCAGGCGCUGCCAUUUGACGUCGACGAACAGACUGCCGCCCUCGGUGCGGCUCUUCUAAUCGGUCUCCUCACUGUGAUCGCAAUGAGUUGGAGAAACCCGUUUAACAACCUCUGGGGCCGCUCGCCAAACUACGCGGCUGCCCCGCAGGUCCGCGAUGACGACUACAGCUAUAUCACCCCGGAAUAUAUCGUUGACCCGCCCUCUCAUCCUGCUCGUUAUGGUGCCCAGUAUGAAGCCACCCCUGAUGAAAACGAGCCGGAUAUCAUUUGUCUCAAACACCGUGGGACCAUCUACCCCCUCCACUUCCGCGCAUACGCCAUCGACGAUGGUCUGCUGACGGUGGGGGACCUUCGCCAUACAGCUGCUGCAAAGAUGGGGGCUAGUCACCCGAACCAAGUUCGGCUCCUGUACAAGGGAAACCUGCUGAAGGAUGAUGCCCGGACAUGCAAAGCCGAAGGGCUGAAGCAGCAUUCCCAAGUGCUCUGUGUCGUGUCUGAAGCCGGAGCCAACACGCCCAGCGAUCUCUCCGAUUACGACAGUGCCCCAGCUAACGAUGCUACGGUCCUUCGGCCUGGCUCCUCCUCUUCUCGUCUCGACGGUGACGAUGGCGUACCUGGACCGGCGAACCCCCCAAGCAAGAAGAAGAGCAGCAAGAAGAAAAACAAGAAAGGAGGCAAAAAGGGCCAAGGGAGGCCUCCAGCGGAAUUGCCGGGCACAUCACCCUCUCUGGCACCACCGCGGCCAACGUCAGCGGGCCGUUCAGCGGCUCCGUCCCCGUCCCCGGCCCCUAGCUUGCAGAACUUCAAGACGCCCUUGGAACGGGUGAAUGCUCUGGCCGCAUACCUUCAGCAGGAGCUGAUCCCCCUCUGCGACGAAUACUUGGCGGACCCGCCGACCGACCCAAAGAAGCGCGAGUUCGAGUACCGCAAGUUGAGCGAGAUGAUCUUGGCGCAAGUGAUGUUGAAGGCGGAUGGGAUCGAACCAGACGGAAAUGAGACGGUCCGCAAUGCGCGCAAGGCCCUCAUUAGGGAAGCUCAGGCCUCAUUAAACCGCCUGGAUCAGAUCGAGAAAUAA
This is a messenger RNA of Penicillium canariense, 1236 nucleotides long. Its product is annotated as BAG family molecular chaperone regulator. Gene Ontology annotation, molecular function: protein-folding chaperone binding. The record is from RefSeq and is a predicted model, not a curated record. NCBI's taxonomy places the organism in Eukaryota, Fungi, Ascomycota, Eurotiomycetes, Eurotiales, Aspergillaceae. The transcript has a single exon. The coding region runs from base 1 to 1236 and encodes 411 amino acids.